Molecule: messenger RNA, 519 nt
Organism: Thrips palmi
Lineage: Eukaryota; Metazoa; Arthropoda; Insecta; Thysanoptera; Thripidae
Exons: 2
Coding region: 40-420 (126 amino acids)
Source: RefSeq, a predicted model, not a curated record
CCACCACCCAGCCGCCCCGAGAGCCACCCGCACCUCGCCAUGCAGCUGGACGUCGACGACAUGUACCGCGACAUCGCGCUGCUGGCCCACCAGAUCGACGCGGCGCUGCGGCAGACGGACGCCGCCACCGCCCUCAAGUUCAUGUUCCUGGGGCUGUGCUGCGACUCGUGGGCCGCGGACGUGCUGGAGAAGCGCGCCAUCCCGGACGACGACAAGAGGAGCAGCGUCGUGCUGCACCACCCACCGAGCCAAGCACCGGACGACCCCGUGGACGCGCUCCACUGCCACCUCCGCGACCUGCACUUCAGCCUGGAGGUGGUGGCCGUGCUGCUGCGGCCCGGCGUCGAGCGGGACGCCACGGCCAAGCUGCUGGAGCUGGUGCGCUGCAUGUGCCGGCAGCGGGGCGUCGAGCUCGAGUGAAGCCAUGCGAUGAAAAGAUUUUUCCAUAUUUUACGUGGUGUUUUAAAUGUUUUGUUUUUUGUGCUCCUGUUGAAUUUUUCCACAGUUUAAAAUACUUAG